ACCCCCAUUAUCAUCUUCUUGUGGUGCAGGAGGACUUGUUUCUCUCUCUUCUCUCUGAAACCCAACUCAUUUCCUCCUUCUCUCUCUACCCCAAUGCUGAGGAGGACCAAAAGCUCCUUCAAACUCGAUGGAGGGACGCCUAAGAGAAAUAAUUCCACUACGACAGGUUCUCGAAGCACUCCUGUUGGCCUUCGAAUCGUGAUCGAGAUUCCUCAGAGGGAGUCGGGAAUUGUCGAUAAAUCGAUGAUAAGGCCAAAAAUGUCUGAAAUUCCAGCAUCUUUUCCGGCAAACAUGCCGGAAUUGGGUUUUCUCCAAUCAUGUUCUAUGUGCAAGAAAAAACUCUCCCCAAAAAACGAUAUAUAUAUUUAUAGAGGAGAAAUGGGAUUUUGUAGUGUGGAGUGCCGGUGGCGACAAAUAUUCAUGGAUGAGAGAAGGGAGAGAUCAGUUUCUACCAUCUCCAAGGCUUCUUCCUCGAUGUAUUGCCGGAACGAUCGCAAAGCUCAUGUCUCUAAUCGUGAGAGAAGAUUAGAGGCCGCUGCGUAAUUUAAUUUCACAAAGACAAAUACAACAAAUCUCUCGAUCUAUAUCUCUAAUUAUAUGGCAUGAUCUCUCACUCUCAAAUUUAUAGCAAGAAAAACUCAUCUUCUAAAAUGAGGACUUUCGUGUCAGAUGACAUCUCUCUCUCUCACAAUCAAAAGGGUGCUCUCCAUCUAAAGUGACCACUUCUUGUAUCUCUCUCUCUCUCUAGAUCGGACAGCUCUACUGUCUCUUACCCUCAAGCAAAAGGACACUGUCCCCCUAAAUGGAUCACUACCAUGUGAGAUCUCUCGCUGCUGUGUAAGGUGGCCCAAAUUUACUGUAAAAUGUAUAAAGAGGUUGGCGGAAUGACUGGUAACAAAGCGAGGAAGUACGCAGAUGAACGGCUAUAAAUCAUCUUGUAUUUUGUAUUUUUUUUUUUUUUAACAUUAACACAAGAUAU
Amborella trichopoda is the source of this 979-nucleotide messenger RNA. NCBI's taxonomy places the organism in Eukaryota, Viridiplantae, Streptophyta, Magnoliopsida, Amborellales, Amborellaceae. The record is from RefSeq and is a predicted model, not a curated record.